Molecule: messenger RNA, 4135 nt
Organism: Dermatophagoides pteronyssinus (European house dust mite)
Lineage: Eukaryota; Metazoa; Arthropoda; Arachnida; Sarcoptiformes; Pyroglyphidae
Biological process (GO): actin cytoskeleton organization; muscle structure development
Cellular component (GO): stress fiber; filamentous actin; adherens junction
Molecular function (GO): actin binding; muscle alpha-actinin binding
Source: RefSeq, a predicted model, not a curated record
AUUUCAUUUUCUUCACUGAAUAACAACAUUAAUAAUAAUAAUAAUGGCCAGUUUACAAUAUCAAGCACGUAGUGAAUAUUCAUCUACAUAUAAUAAAGGUGGAUCAUCAUCAUAUGAUUCAAGUUUAGAACGAUCUAAAUCUCCAUUAUUAUCAUCUGGUAGUGGUGGUGGUCCAUUAAUAACAUCAGCUUUUGUUGAUGGUUCACCAUCAUCUGGUGUUGGUACAUCAACACAGGAUUAUAGUUAUGCAACAACAACAUCAUCAACAUCACCAUUAGAAACUAUUGUUCAAGAAUAUCAAACUGCUGAUGGUGGUAUUGGUAAACGUGUUUUAAAAACAUUUACUACACAACAAACAACAACAAAAACAACACGUUAUGGUAGUGAUGGUGCAUUACGAACGGAAACUACAACAGAAUCCGGACCAUAUAUACGACAAACAUCACCAAUGCCAGCAAGAAGUUCAUCAUCAAUGUCAAAAUUAACACAUCAUAUUGAUGAAAACUGUAAACAUCAACAUGGUCAUCAUCAAAAAGUUCUUAAAUCUAAUAGUCGUCCAUUAACAAUGGACGGAAAUACACCGGCUGGUUAUAGUUUAUAUCAUGUUGAACGUCGUGAAGAAACAUCACGUACAAGUAGCGGUGGUGGUUCACAAAUACCAACAACACCAUCACGUAAAGUAAAAUUUCAAGAUGAAGAAUAUAUUAAUCGUAAAGAAUUUGAACAAGCAUGUUCAUCAUUACAAUCAUCAACAAAAGAUAUUGAUAUUCUUCCAGAUCCAGAAUUGGAUACAGAUAUUUCAUUACAUACAAUUGAAAAAACUCAUACACGUAAAGCACAUCGUAUUAAAGAAGAAGGUGAAAAAUUUGAAUACAAUGAUUUUGCUAUGAUACCACCAACAGCAUCAAAAUCACCAUUACCACAUCGUAAAACUGAAAGUCGUGAUCGUAGUCCAGCACCAACAAUGGAUCCACGUGCACCAAGUCCUGUACAUCAAUUAAUUGUACCACAAAAAUAUAUUGAAACACGUACACCAUCACCAAAAGAUAAAAUCGAACAACAUGGUGAACAUAAUUGCAAAUAUCAUUCACAUCAUUUGGAUUAUAAAUAUACACCACCACCGGUUAAAGGACCAUGUGGUGCUUGUGGUCAAUAUAUUGUCGGUUCGCUUGUAACCGCAUUAGAUCAAAUGUGGCAUCCGGAAUGUUUCACAUGUACAAAUUGUGAUACAAUUCUUAAACCACAUAAAUAUGUUGUUGAAGAUGAUAAACCAUAUUGUAAAGAUUGUCAUUUACGUUUGUUUGGACCACCUUGUAAUGUGUGUAAAAAACCAACACAAAGUAAUCGAUAUAAUCUUUUGAAUCGAAUCUGGCAUCCGGAAUGUUUUUGCUGUGUUGAAUGUGGUAAACGUUUAACACCGGAUAAUUUUGUUGAACGUCUUGGAUCACCAUAUUGUAUGGAAGAUUAUCAUCGAUUAUUUUCACCAAAAUGUUGUGUCUGUCAUUUGCCUAUCAAAGAUAAAGCAAUUAAUGCAUUGGGUAAAAUGUGGCAUCCACAAUGUUUCAAAUGUACACAUUGUGGUAUACCAUUGGAAGAACGUAAUUUCUAUGAAAAGAAUGGUUUGCCUUAUUGUGAAAAAGAUUAUAUGGAUCUAUUUCAUCCAAAAUGUUAUGGUUGUAAAAAACCAAUUACUGAUGGUCGUCAAAUGAUUGCAAUGGGCCAUCCAUGGCAUCCAGAAUGUUUCCGUUGUACUGUUUGUGUUAAACCAUUAACACCAGAAACAUUCAAAGAAUAUCAAGGCAAACCUUAUUGUGAAAAAGAUUAUCAUAAUCUUUUCUCACCAAAAUGUGCCGGUUGUACUAAACCAAUUACUGAUGGUAAACCAGUGUUUAAUAAAGGUCAAUAUUGGCAUCCAGAUUGUGAUGCUCUUUACAAUCGACCUACACCACCACCACCACCACCCAAAACCUCUACACCAUUAUUACAACAUCAACCACCACCACCGGAAAUAGAUAUUGAAUCAUUAUUAGAACCAUUAUUGCAAGAAAAACCAUCUAGACCGAUUGAAUCCUAUCAUGUGGAUACCGGUCAUAAUUUACCACCAAUUAGACCAGAUUGUGAUGGUUGUCAAGGUCCAAUCGUGGAUGAUAAUUAUGUAUCAGCAUUGGGUAAAAAUUUUCAUCCAGAUUGUUUUCAAUGUACCGAAUGCAUGAAACCAUUGAAUCCAUAUAAUUUUUAUGAAAAAAAUGGUCUACCAUAUUGUGAAGAUGAUUAUCAUCGUUUAUUUUCACCAAAAUGUGCUGGUUGUAAACAACCAAUUAAAGAUAGUAAUUAUAUACGUGCAAUGGGUAAAGAUUGGCAUCCAAAUUGUUUUCAAUGUCAUCAAUGUAAAAUACCAUUGGAUCCGGAAAAUUUCUAUGAAAAAAAUGGUAAACCAUAUUGUGAAAAUGAUUAUCAUAAAUUAUUUUCACCAAAAUGUUUUGCCUGUUCAAAACCAAUACGUGGAACUCCGUUGCGUGCUUUGGGUCAUGAUUGGCAUCCGGAAUGUUUUAAUUGCGAUAAAUGUCGAGUACCUUUAUCACCGGAUAACUUUCUAGAAAAGAAUGGUCGACCAUAUUGUCCGAAUUGUUUUGAUAAACUUUUCCUGCCGAAAUGUUUCUCUUGUUCAAAACCAAUUCAAGGAACUCCAUUGCGAGCUAUGGGACAUGAUUGGCAUCCAGAAUGUUUCAAUUGCGAUAAAUGUCGAGUACCAUUAUCACCGGAUAACUUUUUGGAAAAGAAUGGUCGUCCAUAUUGUCCUAAUUGUUUUGAUAAACUUUUUAUGCCAAAAUGUUAUGGAUGUUCGAAACCAAUUAAAGGAACUCCAUUACGAGCUAUGGGUCAUGAUUGGCAUCCGGAAUGUUUCAAUUGCGAUAAAUGUCAUAUACCAUUAUCACCGGAUAAUUAUUAUGAAAAGAAUGGCCGUCCAUAUUGUGAAAAUGAUUAUCAUAAAUUAUUUUCACCAAAAUGUUGUGCAUGCAACAAACCGAUUAAAGAACGGCCUAUUUUUGCAUUGGGUAAAGAAUGGCAUCCACAAUGUUUUGUUUGUUCACAUCCAUCCUGUGAUCGUGUAUUGGAUCCGAAUGAUUUUGAAACACAUGAUGGUAAACCAUAUUGCAAAUUUCAUUUUGGCGAAUUGUUUUUGCCCAAAUGUUUUGCAUGUAAAAAACCAAUCACUGAUAAAGUCGUAUCAGCAUUGGGAAAAACAUGGCAUCCAGAAUGUUUUGCUUGCGUUCAAUGUGGUGUACCAUUGGAUUUGAAUGCUUUCCGUGAAAAAGAUGGCCUACCAUAUUGUGAAGCUGAUUAUCAUGCAUUGUUUUCACCUAAAUGUGCCGCUUGUGAAGCACCGAUUGUUGAGAAAUGUUUGACUGCAUUGAACAAAACAUGGCAUCCUGAACAUUUUACUUGUGCUCAUUGUAAUAAAGCAAUGAGCGAUGAUCCUGAUGGCUAUCAUGAACAUGAUUCCAAGGGUUAUUGUCGUCCAUGUUAUAUUGAAUUGUUUGCACCGUAUUGUCGUGGCUGUAAUAAACCAAUUGUCGACAAGAUUUGUGUUACAGCAUUGAAUUCGAAAUAUCAUACCGAUUGUUUCGUUUGUCGGGAUUGUGGAUGUGCAUUGAAAAAUGGAAAUUACUUUGAAUUUGAAGGUGAACCAUAUUGUGAAGAACAUUUUCGUUGUAAAAUGUGUCCAGAUUGUGUACGAUUACGUCGAGCACAGAAUAAAUUCUUUUCUGGUGCACAACAACAACAACAACAAUCUACCACUAAUCAACAUCAACAUCCAGUACCACAAAAAAUGGACAGUUAUAUUCAACAGAAAGUAAUUGAUACGGCAACAAUGCCUACUAAUACACAACAAAAAGUUACAUUUGCAAAUGGAACAUUACCAUCUUCAAAACAUCAACAACCUUUAUAUACAACAUCAUCAACGUUACCACAUCAUCGUACACAUGAUUUAAUACGACAUUCACCGAAAAAAAUAGCAGAUCAACAACAACAACAACAACAACGUACAACAUCACCAUAUUCAAUUCGAUUGGGAGCCUAAAUAGACAACCGAAAAAAAAUUUGGAUUGAAUGAUUACAAUCGUGAAUGGAG